AGAGAACAAUGGGGAUAGGCGUGGAUAUCAAAUACGGAGUGGAGUAUAUAAAUGUUACGCAGAGAUCAAAACCUACGUCAAUACUCAAUUGCGCAGCCUUCCAUAUCCUCACCUACUCAAACGAGCCAAAUCAUGAAUCUCCAAAACCCACUGUCAAUCCUGCCCUCAGAGAUCAACCUUGACAUCUUCUCAAGAUCAAUUGGCAGGAAAGCAACUUAUCAUAGCCCAGUGUGCGAGCAAAGAGUGGCGUUCCUUCAUAGAAAACAUCAAGCGCUCCUAUACCGGGCAACCCCAGUUUCUCAUCCUCUCACCUGGACUGAAAUACGACGAAGAACGACAAAUUAGCAGGGAAGUGAGAUCAAUAAGCCUCGAUCUUUGCAGAGAAAGACUAUCCCAGUUCACAGGCCAUUUAUCUUUUGACAAACCCACCGAAGAAGAUUGUAUGCAUCAUUUUGGUAAUGAUUUUAACUUUUAAGUUGUGGAUUUUGUGUUCUGGUUGUGGAUUUGUUCUUCUACACAUUGGAGAACAUAUAAUUUUGUGGAACCCCCAUACGAGCUGGUCUACCAAAGUUCUUGAGCUUCAAAGACUCCGAGAUGAGGACCAAGGUUUUAAAUAGCCGUAGCGGUAGCGGUAGCGGUCAUCGCGGUAGCGGCCUAUAGCGGCCUGUAGCCGACUGUAGCGAUUGCAGCGGCGUGAAAUAUUUUCAAUUGCGCAAAACAUAUAUUUAAUGAGUGUUGAAGUUAAUACAAACAUUGUGAAUAUUUAUUUGAACACUUAUAACAAUAGCGGGCUGUAGCGGGCGGCGUAGCGGGUUUUUCCCGUGAUUUGGAAUUCACAGCGGAAUAGCGGGCCGUAGCGGUAGCGGCCCCUACCGCGACCGCUAUAUAGCGGCCGCUAUAGCGGUAGCGGACCGCUAUUUAAAACCUUGAUGAGGACUAUAAGGUGGUAGGAGGGCUUUGUUACGAUCCAUCCAUGUCAGAUCACAAGGUUGUCAUAUUACUUAGGCAUAGCACCCCAGACUACGGUGGUCAGUUUGUUUAUUUUUCAAGCCUGAGAAAUAAAGGUUGGCAACAUGUGCCCUUCCCGUAUAACUAUAUGACUUCACGAGAUGGGGUAAACUUUAAUAACACACUUCAUUGGAUAGUAAGUGACGUCGAAAACUCAGAUUGGGAUCCAGAUUACUAUGAUUCGGAUUAUCAAUAUUAUGAAUAUUAUAGGAAAUGGGACAAUCUCGCUGGGUGCAAUAAAAUUGUUUAUUUUGAUCCCGUUGAUGAUGCAUUCAAAACAUUGCCCUCCCCUACACGAAUCAAUUCGGAAGAAGAAGACUCCAUAGUUGGUACGGGAAUUAUAGAUGGAUGCUUCUGCAUGGCAAGGAAGGAUGAAAAUAGGCAAGUGAUCCGAGUAUCACUUAUGAAAGACUAUGGAAUACAAGAGUCUUGGGUCACAUCCUUUGCCAUCUCAAUGAUGAGGUUUAAACCAUUUCACAUUUACAACCUCAAAUUUAUGUCCCAAAAUGGGAAGUAUUUAUGAUGUGUGAUUUUUCCUUGAGAACAUAUGUGUAUGAUGUCGAAGAAGACAAACUAGAAGAGGCAUUCCUUUUAGGAGAUAAUCGUGGAUAUAUUUAUGAUUAUGGCUGCCUUAGUUGCUUCUAUGUUGAAAGUUUUGAUUUGCCAUGUGAAGUGAGUUGGCCAGAGGGAUGGUAAUGAGAAAACAAUGCAGGCUUUGGAAUAAUUGUACUUCUUCUGAUGAUUAAAUAUACGGAGUAUGUUUGUUGCUUCUAGAUAUAUCAAUGUUCAAUAUCUGAUGUUAAGUAGAACGGAGCUCUCGAAUGAUGCACUGAGCUAUAGGGCUCAAAGGAGAAUGUUUACAAUCUGGACAAAUUUCAAUUUGGACGGAAGCUGUCGCUGGGCGAUAUUUUAUUCCACCCUCAGGCUCUCAUGGGGCCACCAAUUAACCCGGCCCAUCACUUACUUUCUGAAACAAUUACAUUAGUUUAAGCCCGGAAUCUCUUUUCGGACACAAUCAGCCUGUUGCAUUGUAAUCCACGAACCUUGAUCAUUAUUGAAAUAAAAAUUGUAUUUGCGGAAAAAAAAAUCUGAUGUUAAGU
Messenger RNA from Cuscuta epithymum, 2108 nucleotides. NCBI's taxonomy places the organism in Eukaryota, Viridiplantae, Streptophyta, Magnoliopsida, Solanales, Convolvulaceae. The record is from the annotation of a GenBank genome assembly.